Salvia miltiorrhiza (redroot sage) is the source of this 1945-nucleotide messenger RNA. RefSeq names its product phospholipase A1-Igamma3, chloroplastic. Lineage: Eukaryota; Viridiplantae; Streptophyta; Magnoliopsida; Lamiales; Lamiaceae. Gene Ontology annotation, biological process: lipid metabolic process. Bases 244 to 1749 code for a protein of 501 amino acids. The transcript has a single exon. The record is from RefSeq and is a predicted model, not a curated record. Gene Ontology annotation, molecular function: glycerophospholipase activity.
UUGUAUUUAGAUUUUUUGCUUGAAUCAGAUAAUACAUAGAUUGCUUUUUUUUUUUAGAGGGAACAAAUAAUACAUUGAUUAUAUAAUACUAUAAGAUGUACCCUAUUUGGUGAAGAGGGUACAUGCGCGGUGCUAAAGAAUCGCACCACAAACUCCAUUUUCAUGAAGAAAUAUAUCUGUUGGUGAGUAGUUGAGGCCACUAUCUUCUCAUAGCAGAAUUGAAGAAGUCGUUUCUCCACCCUCAUGGCUUCCCUACAGUCCUGUUUCCACAAAAUCAGUACUCUCCACCAAUUCCUUCCACCACACAACACCACCGAAAUCGCAAGAAACCUCACCUACUUCCCCACCAAAACAAAACAUCCAAUCUCAAUGAGGCGUUGCUCAAGUAUCUCAAGCAUAGAAAUCGAGGAAACCGAGGAGGAGGAGGAACACAGCCCCGAAGACCCCCGAGCACUCCACGAAAUCUGGCGGGAGAUCCAGGGCGAGAACAACUGGGAAGGCCUGCUCGACCCCAUGAAUUCCCAUCUCCGGCGAGAAAUCAUCCGCUACGGCGAAAUGGCUCAGUCUUGUUACGACUCCUUCGACUUCGACCCCCACUCCAAAUACUGCGGUACCUGCAAGUACCAAGGCUCUCACUUCUUCGAGCGCCUCGGCCUCGCCAGCCGCGGCUACACCCUCACCCGCUACCUCUACGCCACGUCCAACAUCAACUUACCCAACUUCUUCCAGAAAUCCAACAUCAGCAGUAUCUGGAGCCAGCACGCCAACUGGAUGGGCUACGUCGCCGUCGCCACCGACGAGGACGAGAUCCGCCGCCUGGGCCGCCGCGACAUCGUCAUCGCGUGGCGGGGCACCGUCACCUACCUGGAAUGGAUCCACGACCUCAAGGACAUCCUCCAGCCCGCCCACUUCCGCGACGACCCCUCCAUCAAGAUCGAGUCCGGCUUCUUCGAGCUCUACACCAGCAAAGAGAAAACCUGCAAGUUCUGCUCCUUCUCCGCCCGCGAGCAGGUCCUCGCGGAGCUGAGGCGGAUCGUGCACCGCUUCAGGGGCGAGGAGCUGAGCAUCACCAUCACCGGGCACAGCCUGGGCGCUGCGCUAGCCUUGCUCAGCGCCUACGACGUUGCCGAGGUGAAACUGAACGCCAUCGACGACGGGCAGGACAUCCUCGGCAACAUCCCCAUCACCGUCGUCUCCUUCUCCGGGCCGAGGGUGGGGAACCUCAAGUUCAAGGAGCGGUGCGACGAGCUGGGGAUCAAGGUGCUGAGAGUGGUGAACGUGCACGACAGGGUGCCGAAAGUUCCCGGGAUCAUAACAAACGAGAAGUUCCAAUACCAGAAAUACAUAGAGGAUAGGAUGUCGUUCCCGUGGAGCUACGCCCACGUAGGGGUGGAGUUAGCCCUAGACCAUACGCACUCUCCGUUUCUGAAGAAGACAAAUGACAUGAGAUGCGCGCACAAUCUGGAGGCGCAUCUGCACCUGUUAGAUGGGUACGAGGGCAAGGGAAAGAGGUUCCGAUCGGCGUCCAAGAGGGAUAUCGCGCUGGUGAACAAGAACUGCGACUUCUUGAAGCCGGAGUGCGGCGUGCCGCCGAAUUGGUGGCAGGACGAGCACAAGGGGAUGGUGAAGAGCAGCGACGGGCGGUGGGUGCUGCCGGACCGCCCGAGGAUCGAGUCCCAUCCGGCCGACACGGCCCACCACUUUGAGCAGGUCAUCAAGUACGCAAGGUCUCGGUGGGAGUUGUUUUAAUUUAGGCGUGAUGGAAUAAGUCAGCUCCACUCUCGGUAUUCCAUGGCUCAUGGCUGUGCUUUUCGAUCAUCACUUUGCUUUUAGCUGCACUAAUGUACGUAUGCUCGUGCUUGCGUAAAUUACGAGCUUAAUCUUACUUCAUCAAAGUAUGUAGCUAUUUGAGGAAAUUAAAUGACACUUCGUACUAUUGGGUUCA